AUGAUGAAGAAAAAUCGAUGUGUCUGCGGGUAUUGUCCUCAUGGUGCUCUGGCUUGCGAUCAAAACUUUAUGCGGAGAUAUCAGCGUCCGGGAGGAGAUGGCUAUGGAUUACAAAACAUGGGUAUGGGUGUUGGACAAAAUGCACACAAUGCUUAUCAUGGUUAUCCAAUGACAUCUCAAUACCCUCCUGCGUAUCCUCCUCAACCUACAGUUUAUCCUCAACCUGGAAUGCCACCUCAGCAACCUGCAGCUUAUUCUCAACCGGGAAUGUUGCCACAAACAAUAACGUCCUUUUCCGCCACAAGGAAAUCAACCGCAUGGGCAGACACCAUAUCCUCCUUAAUUAAAUAA
Messenger RNA from Heterobilharzia americana, 351 nucleotides. The record is from the annotation of a GenBank genome assembly. NCBI's taxonomy places the organism in Eukaryota, Metazoa, Platyhelminthes, Trematoda, Strigeidida, Schistosomatidae.